Molecule: messenger RNA, 2192 nt
Organism: Coregonus clupeaformis (lake whitefish)
Lineage: Eukaryota; Metazoa; Chordata; Actinopteri; Salmoniformes; Salmonidae
Product: cyclin-Y-like protein 1
Exons: 10
Coding region: 739-1770 (343 amino acids)
Biological process (GO): regulation of cyclin-dependent protein serine/threonine kinase activity; regulation of canonical Wnt signaling pathway
Cellular component (GO): plasma membrane
Molecular function (GO): cyclin-dependent protein serine/threonine kinase activator activity; protein kinase binding
Source: RefSeq, a predicted model, not a curated record
CGUUCCUUCCUAGUUGGCUUUGGCUGGAGUGGGAAUCAGCUGUUAGCAAACUAGCGGUCUCAAAUCUGAGCAUUAGACAUUUCUGUGUACGGUGAACGGCCAUACCUGGGACAUUUGCUUAGACGAAGGAAUUCGGCAUAUUCUCAGACUGCAAUGCACCGCAAGAAUAGCUAGAUCAAGUGGACCGGCAGAAGUAGCCAGUUAGGAGUAGGCAAUUAGCUGAAGCCUGGAUUAGCGUUAGCCAUAGGGCUAGCUAGCAAUAGCUUGCCAGCUAGCUGCUACUAGCUAGCAAACUACGUCUGGUUUACGAAGACCAGAUUAAUGGUGUUUAACGUUGUAUCGGCUGUCUGGCUGUCUAGCUGGCUUGCUAGCUAGCUAGCAGUUUAAGACCGAAUGUAACGUGUUGCCAUUAAAAGGGUUAAACCAGUGUCCUAGCGUUGCCAGCCUAGAUUAGUUUACAGUGGUCAAGCCUGUAUCUGGCCGACGUAUCAAUGCGCUACUCGCCAUGCCUCUGCGCACACGCCCUGAAAAGGAUAGGGUUUCAGUUGUUCAGUUUGAAUGGUGUGUAGUAGAUAUGAACCCCAAUAUGUGGCUGCUACUCAUGUAUUUAAAAUUGAAUGUUUCAUUUUGAGUCCAGGCAUCACUGACAGGGGUUCUGUCUGUUAUAGACGAGUGAACGGUUUUCUUUCAGUUUUAUAGGGUGUAGUCAGUGGUAGGACUUUAGCCAAUUGUUCAAUCAUGGGGGCUACAGUGUCAUGCUGCAUGUCCCCCGGUGGGAGUCCAAAGCUUGCGAGGAGAGCCGUCGAGCUCGACGACUACCCAAUAACCACCACCGCCGACGACGUAAGCGAGGACACGGGCACCUAUCUGCAGCACAUCAGCGAUAGAGAGGUCCCGGAUGAAUUGGCACAGGAGUCCAACCCAUCCGAUAAUGCCAGAGCCAGCACAAUCUUCCUCAACAAGUCACAGACUGAUGUGCGGGAGAAAAGGAAAAGUAACUACUUAAGUAAUCACAUGUCUCCUGGGUUGCUAUCUAAAAAGUACAGCUCCUGCUCCACAAUAUUCCUUGAUGAUAGCACGGUCAGCCUGCCCAACCUGAAGAGUACGGUCAAAUGUGUCACGUUGGCUAUAUACUAUCACAUAAAAAACAGGGAUUCAAACCGUUCUCUGGACAUUUUUGAUGAGAAGAUCCACCCAUUAACGAGGGAGAAGGUUCCAGAAGACUACUACAGCGUGGACCCUGAACACAAGCUCAUCUACCGCUUCGUCCGCACGCUGUUCAGCUCGGCCCAGCUGACCGCUGAGUGUGCCAUCGUCACCCUGGUGUACCUGGAGCGUCUGCUGACCUAUGCAGAGAUGGACAUCUGUCCGUGCAACUGGAAGCGUAUCGUCCUGGGAGCCAUCCUACUGGCCUCCAAGGUGUGGGACGACCAGGCCGUGUGGAACGUAGACUACUGCCAGAUCCUCAAGGACAUCACCGUGGAGGACAUGAACGAGAUGGAGAGGCACUUCCUGGAGCUGCUUCAGUUCAACAUCAACGUGCCAGCCAGCGUCUACGCCAAGUACUACUUUGACCUGCGCUCCCUGGCCGAUGACAACAACCUCAACUUCCCCCUGGAGCCACUUGACAACCAGCGAGCCACCAAACUGGAGGCUAUCUCCAGACUGUGUGAGGACAGAUACAAGGAUCUGGGCAAGGUGACCAUAAGGAAGUCCCUCAGCGCAGACAAUCUUGUGGGUGUCCGAACCACCCACGCUGUGCUGUCGUAAAUCUGGACCUGGGACUGCUACACACACUGGACAGGCGGAGGAUGAACCGAAGGCCUUCUGGUCUCUUUUCCCAAUCCCCCCAAACCAGACAUUCACACUGGCACCAUCCACACACACAGCCGGUCCCAAAUCGCUUCCUACCCCCCCCUGCACUGCUUAUACUUACCCAGACCCUCCAGAUCUACAAACAUGGAGGGGUUAGGGAGUGACUGACUGACACCACACACUGACCAUGGUGAUGAAGCCUCCAACUACCCUGUGGUGUAGUUUGGCAGACGGACGGACGGACAGAGUGACGUAGAAGGACGGUUUUUCUUUGCUUACUGUGUAGGCCCUUUAGCUGUGGAAUGUAUCAGUUUUUAAUUGAACAUAUUUUCAGUUGCUGUUUAUUUCAAAUAAACCGUAAUAAACUAGAAAUUCUA